Molecule: messenger RNA, 4776 nt
Organism: Loxodonta africana (African savanna elephant)
Lineage: Eukaryota; Metazoa; Chordata; Mammalia; Proboscidea; Elephantidae
Gene: ADAM33
Product: ADAM metallopeptidase domain 33
Exons: 22
Coding region: 68-2428 (786 amino acids)
Biological process (GO): proteolysis
Molecular function (GO): metalloendopeptidase activity
Source: RefSeq, a predicted model, not a curated record
GCCGCCAUCCCGCCGGGGCGGAGCCGGCAGCUGGAGCCGCAGUUUAGAAGCCGAAGCGCUCCCAGCCAUGGACCCGGGGUCCCGGGGAGCAUGGGGGGCGCCGGCGUUGCUGCUGCUGCUGCUGUGGCCGGGGCCGGGGCCUGAGGCUCUUCAAGGAGAUGCCCUUGGAGAGCCAACCACCCCCUACUGGGUCCUGGAUGGACAGCCAUGUCAUGAGGUCUCCUGGGAGGAGUCGGUCUCAAAGUUAGACGUGGGGCUGGUGGCCUUGGAGGCUGAAGGCCAGGAGCUCCUGCUUGAGCUGGAGAAGAACCAGCUGCUGGCCGCUGGAUACAAAGAAACCCACUACAGCCCAGGUGGGCAGCCAGUGGUGCUGGUCCCCAAACACACGAAUCACUGCUACUACCACGGGCGCGUGAGGGGCUACCCGGACUCCUGGGUAGUCCUCAGCACCUGCUCCGGAAUGAGCGGCCUGAUCGUGCUCAGCACCAAUGCCAGCUAUUACCUGCAACCCUUCCCACCUGGCGUCUCCAAGGGCUCCUGGACCCACAAGAUCUUCCGGACAGAGAAGCGGCUCAGCUGGAAAGGGGCCUGUGGCCACAGGGACUCCAGUGACAAAAAGGACACUGCUGGCCUUCCUCAUGCCCCCCAGAGCAGGGAGAUGCGAGAGGCCCGAAGGAGCCCGAAGUACCUGGAGCUGUACAUAGUGGCUGACCACACCUUGUUCUUGACCCAGCACCAGAACUUGAACCACACCAAACAGCGUCUCCUAGAGGUCGCCAACUAUGUGGACCAGUUCCUCAGGACUCUGGACAUUCGCGUGGCACUUACCGGCCUGGAAGUGUGGACAGAGCAGGACCUGAGUCGCAUCACGCCGGACGCGAACGCCACGCUCUGGGCCUUCCUGCAGUGGCGUCAGGGGCUGUGGGAGCUCCGGCCACACGACUCCACGCAGCUGCUCACGGGCCGCGCCUUCUGGGGCACCACCGUGGGACUGGCGCCCGUCGAGGGCAUGUGCCGCGUGGAGACCUCGGGAGGUGUGAGCACGGACCACUCGGAGCUCCCCAUUGGCGCUGCAGCCACCAUGGCCCACGAAAUAGGCCACAACCUCGGCCUCAGCCACGAUCCCGACGGCUGCUGCGUGGAGGCCCUGGCAGAGCAGGGCGGCGGCUGCAUCAUGGCAGCGGCCAUGGGGCGCCCCUUUCCGCAAGUGUUCAGCGCCUGCAACCGCCGCCAGCUGCGUGCCUUCUUCCGCAAGGGGGGCGGCGCGUGCCUCUCCAACGCCCCAGACCCUCGGCUCCUGGUGCCGCGGGCGCGAUGCGGGAACGGCUUCGUGGAGGCGGGAGAGGAGUGCGACUGCGGCGCCCUCCAGGAGUGCCGGGAGCCCUGCUGCCUCGCCCACAACUGCACGCUGCGGGCUGGGGCCCAGUGCGCCCACGGGGACUGCUGCGCGAGCUGCCUGCUGAAGCCAGCCGGCGCACUGUGCCGCCAGGCCACGGGCGACUGUGACCUCCCCGAGUUCUGCACGGGCGCCUCCCCGCACUGUCCCCCAGAUGUUUACGUACUGGAUGGCUCGCCCUGCUCCAGGGGCCGAGGCUACUGCAGAGAUGGUGUGUGUCCCACGCUGGAGCAGCAGUGCCGGCAGCUCUGGGGGCCUGGCUCCCGCCCAGCUCCGGAGGCCUGUUUCCAGGUUGUGAACUCCGCGGGGGACGCCCACGGGAACUGUGGCCAAGACAGCCAGGGCCGCUUUGUGCCUUGCGCACAGAGGGAUGCCCAGUGUGGGAAGCUGCAGUGCCAGGGUGGGGAGCAGAGCCCACGCAUGCCACACACAGUGCCUGUGGACUCCACCAUCAGCUUAGACGGCAGUGAGAUGACCUGUAGGGGAGUUUUUGCCUUCUCUGGGGCCCAGCUGGACCUGCUUGACUUGGGCCUAGUAGAGAUGGGCACCCAGUGUGGACCUAGAAUGGUGUGCCAGGACAGGCGCUGCCAGAAUGCUACCUUCCAGGAGCUGGAGCAUUGUCUGGCAACAUGCCAUGCCCAUGGGGUUUGCAAUAGCAACUACAACUGUCACUGUGCUCCGGGCUGGGCGCCACCCUCCUGCGACGAGCCAGGGUUUGGAGGCAGCAUAGACAGUGGCCCUGUACAGCCUGAAAAUCACAAUGCCUUCCUGAUGGCCAUGAUCUUCAGCUUCCUGCUGCCUCUGCUCCCUGGGGCUGGCCUGGCCUGGUGCUGCUACCGGUGCCGGGGAUCCUGUCUCCAGCAGCACCUCUGGGGCAGGAGGAGGGGUCCUGCUGUCAGUGGACCCAAAGCUGGCCCAUGCAGGGACUACCCGCUGGGCAGCAUUCACCCCCUGGAGCUGGGCCCGACAGCCAGUGGAGUGCCCCGGUCCCUGGACCUUGAGAACUCCACCACAACCCAACAGCCACCCUGAGAAGCCUGUGCCCUGUAGCCCUGCCUGCACCCCUAAGCAGGUUAAGUCCAGGAACCAAGAUUCUGUUUCUGGUGAGAGGUGACUCCUGAGAUGAGAAGACUCUAAGACAGGUGGCCUCUGAUAUACGCUCCAGGAGCUUGGGCCCCCAAGAGUACAGCCAGGGAGUCAGCUGAUCUCCUGUACCUUCAGGCAGCUGGAAUGUUUCUUCCCCCAGCAGAGCCCUGCCCCAUCCACUCCGAGAACCCAGAGCACUGCCAGAAGUUGCCUUAUGGUGUCCUUGCCCCUUGAGGCUGGGGGACCCACCAGGAUACACCCUCCAGCCCAGGAACCUAUCGGUCCAAGUAGGGAAGGUCCCAUAGUCACCAACCUACCUCACCAGGGAAGGCUGGGUCAUGCUGGGCACUCAGAGACCUCUGUCCUGAGAGCCUGGGUGUGCCUGAUUCAUGCACUGCCCCCAGGUCCAGCACUGCGGAGGGCAGGGACUGCUGGGCCAGAAGCUGGGACUCUGGGGCCUACAUUUCAGAUCUUGGUCCAUCCUGCCCCGCAAACGAACAAAAGAACAAACAAGCACACUUUAGGACCUUCCCUUCUGCCCUGUCUUGUCCUCCUGGGUACUUCCUUAGCCUUUCAUCCCAUUCCUAAUCCUGCACUUGAGGUUUUGGGAAAGUGUGGGGUCUGCCACAGCCCUCUCACUUUGGACAUGACUCAGCUCCUCUCCAUUUCUUGGGAGGGGAGAGAAGAAACCAGCCAUUUCAGAAAGGACACCAGAAUAGAAGUAAACUUGGCUAGGCCAUGAUUCCCAGUAUUGUGUGAUUAUUCACCCUUUUGGCAUCUGAUGUGACUUUCCUAUGUGUUGUAAAUCCUACCUCUGUGAUGUUAAUGAGGCAGGAUUAGAGGCAGUUAUGUUAAGAAGCAGGACUCAAUCUAUAAGAUUAGAUUGUAUUUUGAGUCAAUCUCUUUUGAGAUAUUAAAGAGAGAAUCGAGCAGAGACAGGGGACCUCAUACCACCAAGAAACAAGAGCCAGGAGAAUAGAGCAUCCUGUGGACCUGGAGUGGCUGCACUGGGAAGCUCCUUGACCAGAAAAGAUUGAUGAUGAGGACCUUCCCCCAGAGCCGACAUAGAGGGAAAACGUUCCCCUGGAGCUGGUACCCUGAAUAUGGACUUCUAGCCUCCUAGACUGUGAGAGAAUUCAUUUCUGUUUGUUAAAGCCAGCCACUUGUGGUAUUUCUGUUUAUAGCAGCACUAUAUAACUAAGACAGGCAUACAUAUGUACAUAUGAGAAAGACAAAUAGCAAAGUAGUAACUGAGGGGUAGUAAGAAUAGGAUUAUAGGUAGACACAGGAAUUGGUAGGAGACACAAGGGUCUUUAACUCUAUUUAUAAUGGUUAAUUUCUUUUUUUAUUAUAAAUUUACUGCGCUUUAAGUAAAAGUUUAAAAAUCAAGUCACUCUCUCAUACAAAAAGUUAUAUACACCUUGCUAUGUACUCCUAGCUGCUGUCCCCCUAAUGAGACAUCACAUUUCUUCUCUCCUCCCAUAUUCCCUGUGUCUAUAAUGGUUUAUUUCUUACACCAUCAGUCUUCAGUUUGUCAUACUGUGGUGGCUUCUAUGUUGCUAUGAUGCUGGAAGCUAUGCCGCUGGUAUCUCAAAUACCAGCAGGGUCAUCCAUGGUGGACAGGUUUCAGUGGAGCUUACAGACUAAGGAAGACUAGGAAGAAAGGCCUGGUGAUCUAUUUCUGAAAAUCAGCCAAUGAAAACCUAUGGAUCACAACAGAAUACCAUUCAGUAUAGUGCUGGAAGAUAAGCCCUUUAAGCUGGAAGGCACUCAAAAUACACAAUGGCCACAACAAUGAACUUGAGCAUACCACUGAUCGUGAAAUGACAGAAGACCAAGCAACAUUUCAUUCUGUUGUACAUGGGGUCACUGUGAAGCGGAGCCAAGUGCAUGGCAACAAAAAAUAACAUUUCUUACCCAGGACCAUAGGUACUUGAAUGUUACGUUACUCUUCGUGCCUUUUUGUAUAUUUGAAAUAUUAAUAUCUUAUUCUUUUUUAAACUAAUGGCAUUAGUAUCAUAGCUGUAUAGAGUUAGGUCUAAAUUUUGUCUUUAAAAAAUGAAAUGCUAUAGAGAAGUAGGGUUUGAAUCUGUCUGUGUUCUUUCAUUUUUUUCCUACUCACUAGGAUUUUAUUCCAAAUAGCAGGUGUUCUGAGCUUUUCCAUUUCCUGCUCCUCUGUGGAAGAUGAACAUUUCUGCUGUCUCUCAGAGGAUCAGUUCUAACAAAGAAAGUCAUCUGGAUCUGUACCCUGUAAGCCUAAUACCACUAUAUUUGCAUUAAAAGUCUAGACAAAU